Capronia coronata CBS 617.96 is the source of this 1077-nucleotide messenger RNA. RefSeq lists its product as uncharacterized. The record is from RefSeq and is a predicted model, not a curated record. The coding region runs from base 1 to 1077 and encodes 358 amino acids. The transcript has a single exon. Lineage: Eukaryota; Fungi; Ascomycota; Eurotiomycetes; Chaetothyriales; Herpotrichiellaceae. Gene Ontology annotation, biological process: DNA repair.
AUGUCCAAACGCACCCUCGACACAUUCUUUUCAUCAACGCCGAAAAAGGCACGCGUGGUUGGACUCUCGCCACUUCCCAGCCUUGAGACGACGAACGACCGUAAGUAUGGCAUCGAAAACGAGGUGGAAGCAACAUCUGUACCUAUGAAGACGACAAACCACCCAACGUAUCCAUGGCCCAUACCCCACCUCCCGAGGCAUAUCGCCGAAGAGAUGGAACUUCUCGUGACGGCGCAAGGAACAGAAAUGCGAGACCAACCCGACCUUGACCUUCUCUAUUUCCAGCCAUUCAUCCCUAAGUCAAUCGCAAGAGACCUGUUCGAAUUUCUGCGCUCCGAGCUAUUCUUCUAUCGUGUCAGCUACACCAUCAAGCGCUUCGGCAAAGAAACUGUGAUCAACACGCCCCGAUUUACCACCGUGUUCGGCCUUGACGAGACCAGUCUAUUCCAGCCAGAUAAACACGACGCGAACUCGUUUCCAACCGGCAAUGCGUCAAAACUGCCAUCCAUCUUGGAGGCGUCUGACCCAUCCAGACCCGUCCGGAGGGAUAAAUAUAAAUGCAAGCCUCGUCCGAUCCCUGAAUGUCUGGACCUUCUGCGCCGGGUGACCGAGGCGUGUACAGACACGAAGUACAAUUUCUGUCUGGUGAACUACUAUGCCUCUGGUAGUGAUAGCAUCUCGUACCAUAGCGACGACGAGUAUUUCCUCGGUCCGAACCCGGCAAUUGCAUCGUUUACGCUAGGUGCGAGACGCGACUUCUUGAUGAGGCACAAGCCGCCUAAAGACAAGGGCAGCGAGCCGGGUGUAGAGACCAACGCCAAAGAUGUCAAGUUGUCUCUGAGCAGUGGAGAUAUGGUUCUCAUGCGUGGUCCGACCCAGCCGAAUUGGCUGCAUAGUAUUCCGAAGCGCAAGGGAGGUGAGGCCGACAAUGGCAGGAUCAAUAUCACCUUGCGUCGCGCGAUGAUACCAGCAGGUACAGAGAACUAUUAUCGCUAUAAUGUCGGUGAUGGCAGCGUGUAUAGAUGGGAUACUGUCCGAAGGGAGAUGGUCCUUUCGACGAAAGCGACAGAUUCAUGA